Messenger RNA from Corapipo altera (White-ruffed manakin), 3657 nucleotides. Its product is annotated as von Willebrand factor A domain-containing protein 5A-like. Lineage: Eukaryota; Metazoa; Chordata; Aves; Passeriformes; Pipridae. Bases 129 to 2828 code for a protein of 899 amino acids. The transcript is spliced from 16 exons. The record is from RefSeq and is a predicted model, not a curated record.
GCGCUGCAUCUCCCUGUCUGCCCGGACACCUCUCGCUCUGUCUUUCCAUCUCUCUCUCCCUUCCUCUUCCAUCUCUCCCUCCGUCAGUCGCUCCCUGCUGGCUCUGGCCUUGGUUCUGGUCUCCGGAAAUGUGGCAUCAAAGCUUUGGACUUAUAGGAAAAUCCUACACCCAUGACACAACAGGAUCCUUUUUGCUGGGGAAGUGGCUCUACAUGCCCCUCUGCUCAGUACCUCUGUGUAGUGCUGUGGUAGAUGUUGCUAUCCAGGAUUAUGUGGCUGAUGUGGCCUCAGAACUCACGUACCAGAACAAGAGUUCCAUCUCCACAGAAGUCCUCUUUGUCUUCCCCCCGGGCCCACAAAUGUCCAUAUACUCCUUCCAGUCCUGCAGUGAGGAUGCCAAGGUCCAGGCCAUGCUGCAGGAUGAGGUACCAGUAUCCAGGGAUGAAUGGGCAAACCACCACAGGGGUGUGGGAGGAGCAACCCAUGGUCUGCCUGGUGAUCAGCUUUCUGUCCUUCUCCUUCUCACCCAGGCCCAGCAGCUUCAUGAGGCUACAGGGAGCUGGGAGAACCUGGAAUACCUUCAGGAUCAGUCUAGGUAUCCAGGCAAGGUGUUUGCCUGCUUCCUGGGCACACUGUCCCCUGGCAGGGAGCUGGUCGUGACACUACGCUAUGUCCAGGAGCUGUCACGGGAGCCAGACGGAGCAGCCCGGUUUGUGCUGCCACAAACACUGCACCCCUACACACAACUCUACGCCUGGAACUGUCACAGUAGCCACCUCCCCUACAGCCUACUGCUCACCGCUAGCCUGCAGUCACCCCGUGGAGUAGCCAAUGUCCAGGCCAACUGCUCCCUCACCCCUUUGAUCUACACUGCCCAGGAUCACAGCACUGCACAGGUUUGCUCUCCUGAGUGUAAGGAUCCCAGGAGUAGCUGGGGAUGUAUGUCAACACUGAGAAACAAGGGAUGUGAUGAGAAACUGGGAUCAGUGCCUGUGCUCCUGGUCCAAAGCUGGGUCUGGUCCCUCCUGUGUAUGACCACACAUGUUCUUCAGGUCUCACUGGCUGGCAGUCCCCCAGGACAGCAUGAUUUGGAGCUGCUGGUGUAUUUUGGAGAUCCCAGUGCAGUCAGUGCUGUGGUGGAGAAGGGAAACCCUGAGGCCCCUCCAGGCUCCCUGCUUGGUGAUCCCAUGGUGUUGGUGACACUGGCACCCAGCAUCCCUGAGCCAAUGCCUGGGCAACACCAGUCUGGAGAGUUCAUCUUCCUCCUGGACACCACUUUUCUUGAGCGUGCCCAGGACUCCCUGCUCUUCCUCCUCAAAAGCCUGCCUCUGGGCUGCUACUUCAACAUCUACUGCUAUGAAGCAGCAUCUAUGGGCAUCUACCCGCAAAGUGUUGAAUAUACUCAGGACAACCUGACCAAUGCCCUGUGGCGCAUUCCUUCCACCGGCUCCAGUCUGGGUGACACCAACCUUCUUGAAACCCUCCGCUCAGUCUACAGUACCCCCCGCCCCCGUGGGCAUGCACGCCAGGUCUGGCUCUUCAUGACUGGGCUACCCUCUGACAAAGAAGCCAUCGCAGCUGAGGUCUGUCAUCAUCGCAACAGCCACCGGUGUUUCUCCUUCUACUUCUCUGAGGACAGCGCUGCCCUGGCUAUAGCCCUGGCCAGGGAGACAGGGGGUGAAGUUACCUAUGUCUCCUCCAACAACAGUAUGACAGCUGUGGUGUUGCAGUGCCUGAAGAGAGCCCUCAAGCCAGCAGCUGAAGUAGUCUCUCUGAGCUGGACCCUGCCACGUGGCCUGGAGGUUGAAGUGCUGGGGGGUACUCCUCAGUCUAUCUUUCAGGGUCAGCACAGUCUUCUCUAUGCCCAGAUCCAUGGACAGGCACAGCUUCCCAUGUGUUUCCAGGAUACAACGGUGGCCAAGGGGGUCAUGACUUUGCAGUGCAGCCUGGAGGGCCAGGAUGUCACUCACAUGGUUGAAUUCCCACUGUACUCACAGGGAGAUGGACGGCUGGCUGGACAUCGUCUGGCUGUGAGGUCCUUACUGCAGAGACUGUUUCUUGAGGCUGCGAGUGGGUCAGGGGAUGAACCCAGGCAUCGUGCAGUGGAGAUCAGCCUUGCUUCCGGGAUCAUCUGCCCCUUUACCAGCUAUGUGGGCAUUCGUACAUCACAGAGGGUAAACUGGUACCGAGGGCCUCUGGCACUGUUGGCACCCUGCCAGUCACACGUCCCCUGCCAGCUUGUUGAGCUUCCUGGCUUGUGUAAGGACUCUUCCUGCUAUCCUGUGACCAUCUGGGUCCCACCUGGCUGGCUGACAGCAGUGCGUGAGUCAUGGCGUGCCCUCCGUCGGCUCACCUGUGGCAUUGCUGCCCUGCCCAACCAGGGGGCUUGCUCAAAAGCACAUAAACCACUACCACCAUCUGUUUCUUCUCUCAAGUAUGUGGAUCCUACAGCAUAUGUGUUGCGCUCUCCAAUUUUUGGGCCACGGUCCACUGAAGCCUUUGCUGAGUGCCAGAAGCUGGUAGUGCUGCAGAGUGAAGAUGGCUCCUGGGCCCUCAGCUCAGGAUUGGCCUCUGUGCUGGAGGUUGAUGAAGCUGAAAUCAAGAGAAAGAUGCCUGGUGAGGUCAUGGAACCAAGCAUUUGGGCCACAGUGCUGGCUGUGACCUGGCUGCACAGACCCGACAAAUGUUACCAAGACUACUGUGAACUUCUGGAGGCCAAGGCCGUGACCUGGCUGUGCAGCCGAGCUGUGUCCCAGCUGGACAAGUGUCUGGAGGCAGCCAACAACCUCCUUGGGAGCAGUGCAAAGCCAAAUAUCUUCAGGCUCUGAGUUCACAUAUGCCUUGAUACAGACCAACAGUAUCUGCAGAAAGUAUAACCCAAAUUCACACACUGUACUGGGAUACCACUUUUGCUACCAGCUGGGGUCUUACAUUAUAGAUUAAUUCUCACUGCUUAUAUAUUAUACUAUUUGGGCUGAACCUGUACCAUGCUGAGCUCCUCAAGAGAAAAACUCCAAUUCAGCCUCUCUGAGUGUUUAGUCUCGGUGAAGGUGGCAGUGGGAAGGAAGCCCUGUUCUUCCUGAAUUAGACUUUGGCAAAAUAGCUACUGGGUCGCACAAAGGUGGUGCUUAGGGACAUGGUUGGACCUAGUUGUGGACUUAGAAGUGCUGGUUUAACAGUUGCACUCAGUGAUCUUUUCCAAACUAAAUUAUUUUAUGAUUAUGGUUUCUGUUUGACAAGAGAGUGCUUUGCACACUAGAAAAGAUCAGUGUUUAGUGGUAUCAACAGCAGGUACCAUUGCAGAGACUCACAAUGAAGGACUCCUGCUGCAUGUCAGUUGCUGACGUCUUUGCUUUCCCCCAAAAGUCCAGGUUGUGUCAGGAACUCCUAUAUCUUUCCUUUGCCAUGUAAACCAAUCAUUUUGGAAGUAAAACUCUCAUCUUCGUCAGACUCAGCCCAUCAUAAGGCUUAAAAGAUCUCAAGUGACAUGAGACUGAUUUGAAAACUAUCAGUAUGUUGGAGGUGGAACUUCAGGAGCUUUUGAUUAAGAAACCAGUCAUGCAAUUUACUCCCUCUGCCUCUGGGUCCUGAAUUCAUGGGUGUCACUCCAUGUUAGCAAAGUCUCUGCUUCACUUCCCAAUAAACAGUGAAUCUUCU